Molecule: messenger RNA, 632 nt
Organism: Cydia strobilella
Lineage: Eukaryota; Metazoa; Arthropoda; Insecta; Lepidoptera; Tortricidae
Exons: 4
Coding region: 1-612 (203 amino acids)
Source: RefSeq, a predicted model, not a curated record
AUGGAUAACAUUGGUUUCAAUGUACAUUUGUUCUUACGGUACAGAUCGGCCAAGAUUUGUGUUAUUGUUGUGAGCGGGGCAAUUUUUUUACCAAGCCGAAAAGGUAAAAAUAAUCUGCUACUAUAUAACAGCUAUACAUACAGUCGUGGAGUUUUUGGAAAUUACUACUGCUCCAAGAGAACCGUGAUGAAGUGUAAAGCAAAGGUGAAAUUGGAUGAAAUUAAUAAUAUCGUACUGGUUGAAGACGGUAUUCAUAAUCACGAACCGCCAGUGUUUCACAUUAGCAGCAAAGGAGAGUAUGUACCUAUCAACUUUACCUGCGGUAUAUGGACCAAGUUGUCGACCAUUAAAGAGCCUUUAAUAGUUAAAAAACAAGGGCCCAUGUUUUUAACCACCAGAAGAAACAAGAGGAUUCUCCUGUACCAAGGCUUCACAUACAGCCGCGUCAACCCAGGGCAAUACUGCUGUUCCAAACGUCUCGUGCUUAAGUGUAAAGCUAAAAUUAAGUUGGAUGAAGUUCAUACUGUUAUACUUGAUGAAGAGUUAAAGCAUAACCAUGUACCGCCUGUGUUUCACGUUAGCAAAGAUGGAGAGUAUAUACCCAUCACCUAAUUUUUUGCAUAUGCUUUGUA